This is a messenger RNA of Penicillium canescens, 480 nucleotides long. RefSeq lists its product as uncharacterized. NCBI's taxonomy places the organism in Eukaryota, Fungi, Ascomycota, Eurotiomycetes, Eurotiales, Aspergillaceae. Gene Ontology annotation, molecular function: molybdenum cofactor sulfurtransferase activity. Gene Ontology annotation, biological process: molybdopterin cofactor metabolic process. The coding region runs from base 1 to 480 and encodes 159 amino acids. The transcript has a single exon. The record is from RefSeq and is a predicted model, not a curated record.
AUGACUGGAUUCGUCUAUGCUGACUAUCCUCUUCCAUGGGUUGCAGGAAUGACUUAUCUUGGCCACGCCGGAACCACGCUCUUUGCCAAGUCUUUUAUCCAGUCAUUCUCUGAUGAUAUAAUGUCCAGUCACCAUCCGAUGUUGGUAUCAUCACAGCGGUCUACACGGCGGACAGAUGACGUGCGACUCCAAGUCCUCCAGUUCUUUAAUGCCAACCCCAAUGGAUUUGAUUUAGUCUUUGUGGCAAAUGCGACAGCAGCUAUGAAGCUGAUUGGAGACUUGUUUCGUGAUGCCGACCCUGGCGGAUUUUGGUAUGGCUGCCAUGUUGACUCCCAUACCAGUGUGAUUGGUGUGCGGGAGCUCGCGGACAUAAACUCUCAAUGUUUUGACGAUGCUGAUGUCGAGGCUUGGAUUACUGAGCUUAGCACAGCUCAGUCUAAGUUCCCAAGUUGUUUGCCUUUCCAGCCCAGUCCAACAUGA